AUGGCUGAGUCCAGUUUCCCCUCGCCUCCAGAGGAUUACUGUCCACUGUGUAUGGAUUCGCUGAGAGACCCGGUCACCAUCCCCUGUGGUGACACCUACUGCCUGGAGUGCAUCAAGAUCUACUGGGACCAGUUUGACCACAUGGGUGUGUACAGCUGCCCGCAGUGCCACUCCACCUUCACGCCGCGGCCCGUGCUGAGACGCAAUCUACCCGACGUAAACCACGAGCCGCGGCGCCAGCUCCCGGAGCUCACGCCGUUCCCGUACAUGCACCAGGAGUCCUUCUGCGACUUCUGCGUCGGGCACCGCAAAAAGGCCGUGAAGUCGUGCCUCAUGUGCCUGGCCUACUACUGCGAAACGCACGUCAAGCCCCACUACGAGUCGUCCACCUUCAAGAGGCACAAGCUGGUGGACGAGACGGGCCACCUGGACAGGAAGAUCUGCCCGCAGCACGAGAAAGGCCUGGAGCUGUUCUGUCGCUCCGACCAGAUGUGCAUCUGCGUGCUGUGUACUGUCAAAGAGCACCGCGGCCACAACAUCACCUCGGCGGAGGAUGAGCGCAUCGACAAACAAAAAGUUCUGGUGGUCACCCAGACUGAGGUCCAUCACAUCAUCCAGGAGAGGAUGAAGGAGCUGCAGGAGCUCAAACACAAUGUGGAUGUUCUCAAAAGCGGUGCCCAGCGAGCGCAGGCAGAAAGCGAUAAGACCUUCCACGAGAUGCUGCAGGCGGUGGAGCGCUGGAAGGCAGAAAUCCAACAGAUGAUAAUGGCCAACAUGCAGUCGGCGAUGUUGCAGGCCGAGGGCUACGUGGAGCGCCUGGAGCUGGAGAUACUGGAGCUCCAGCGCAGAGAUGCAGAGCUCAGGCAGAUCCUCGACACGGAGGACAACAUUCACUUCCUGCAGAAUUUUCCCACCCUGUGCGUUGCUCCUGUUGCCAUGGUGCCCAAAGUGCUCAUCAACCCUCAGUUCUCCUUUGGAGAGAUGAGCAAGACGGCCACCGAGAUGAAGGAGCAUCUGGACAACAUCUGUAAAAAAGAAUUGAGCAAAAUCUCAAAGACAGUGAGUGACACCCCGGUGUACAUCCUUCUGCCGAGAAACGGAGACAAACGACUCAAAGUUCCUUCCAGAGUUGAUUUUCAGGAGCCAAAAGCCAGGACGGACUUCUUAAGAUACUCCUGCAAGAUGUCCCUGGAUCCAAACACAGUUUAUAAAGAGCUGGUCCUGUCAGACGGGAACCAGAAGGUCAUGCGGAAGAAAGCGGUCCAGUUCUACCCCGACCACCUCGAACGCUUUGAUGGCUUCUCCCAGGUGCUGUGCAAAGAGCCUCUGGCUGGUUUCAGGUUUUACUGGGAGGCAGAGUGGAGCGGGGAGUUUUCCAUCGGGGUGGCCUACAAGAGCAUCAGUCGCAAGGGGAAGAAUUCAAACAGCCUGCUGGGCUACAACGACAAGUCUUGGAGUCUCCUCUGCUCGGACUCGGGCUACUCUGCCUGGCACAAUAAAGUAGACAAAGACCUGCCUGAAGCUCCCAGGGCCACGCGAAUCGGUGUGUACCUGGAUUAUGCAGGCAACACUGUGGCCUAUUACGCAAUAUCAGAGACGAUGGAGCUCAUCCACAGAUUUAAAGCUCAGUUCACUGAGCCUGUGUAUGCUGGCUUCGGUGUGGGCUCCUCUGUGACCCUCUGCAAGCUGAAGCAGAAUACCACGCCUCGCUAA
This is a messenger RNA of Pseudoliparis swirei, 1713 nucleotides long. It is a transcript of the gene ftr84, whose product is annotated as finTRIM family, member 84. NCBI's taxonomy places the organism in Eukaryota, Metazoa, Chordata, Actinopteri, Perciformes, Liparidae. Gene Ontology annotation, molecular function: zinc ion binding; protein binding. The record is from RefSeq and is a predicted model, not a curated record. The transcript is spliced from 7 exons. The coding region runs from base 1 to 1713 and encodes 570 amino acids.